Molecule: messenger RNA, 2754 nt
Organism: Neoarius graeffei (lesser salmon catfish)
Lineage: Eukaryota; Metazoa; Chordata; Actinopteri; Siluriformes; Ariidae
Exons: 9
Coding region: 81-2237 (718 amino acids)
Source: RefSeq, a predicted model, not a curated record
AAAAAAAAAGAGUACAGCUCAGCUCAGCGGGCACGCGCUCUUCUUUAUUGCGGAUCUACUUGCUGCAGUCACGAUCCGACAUGGAGAGCCUGAGAGUCGUGGGCUUCAGCAUACUGCUGUGUGUGGCUUUCUCUGAGACUUUGAAUGUGAAAGAGGAGGUGGUGUUUUUGGGCGAGGAUUAUCAUAUCCUUUUGCCAGCGGGCGGUGUUAACGUGAUCUUCAAGCCCAGGAUUGGUCCAGCAGGCCGGGAGUUGGAGAUGAUGAAGAACGGGGAGGUGGUAAACCCGCGGCUCAAACUGAACCAGGCUCUGAGCCACCUGAUUCUGGAGAACGUUGGAGAAAGCGAUGAGGGACUGUACAUCAUCAAAACUGAGCAAAACCCUGAGGACGUCAAGCAGCUCAAUCUCAUCGUCAGAGAUUGCACAAUGGAGACAAAUGUGAUAUAUGGAAAUCAAUUCCAUAUUUCUCUGGUUGGUAUAUCUACCCCUGUCGGCGUGGGCUUUCGUCCCAGCGCCGUGGAGGCCAAUCAGACGUCUCAUCCGGCGUUAGAACUGCUGACGGCUGAAGGAAAUUUCCAGGAGGGUUACGAGGGCCGACUCAGCAUUAACAAGCAUCACCUCACCCUGAAAGCUGUGACUGGAGCUGAUGAAGGCAGCUACACCAUCACUGAAGCUAAUGGGAAAGUGAGCAAGAAGAUCUGCCUUAAUGUGAAAGAGGCCGAAAGCUUCAUCAGAGUGCCAUAUGGAGGCACAUUUAAACUGAAUCUGCACUUGAACAGUUCCUCUGCCCGUGUGAUCUACUCAACCGUCUUCAACGAAUCAAGCAACCUCAAUUUGGUGAUCAUGGACAGGGGCGAGUUGAACCUGCCUCCUGAGCUCAACCUGGAGGGCCGGUUCUCAGUGGAGGACUCGGUGUGUAUCCUGGAGCAGGUGAAGGCCAGUGACGCGGGACUGUAUCAGGUCAUUGAUCAACAGGGAUUCACCGUGUCCAAAUUUCACUUGCGGGUGGAACCAUACAGGCUGCCUAAUGUCUUUGUGGCAGUGAUUUCUCUGGUAGCUUUGCUGGUGGUGCUGCUACUGGUGUGUUUAGUGUCAUGUUUGGUGAAGGUGCACAAAAGGGCAGCAAAAGCCAAAGCCAUUGAGAAGAUUGCAAAAAAUGCUGGCAAAGAGGAAGGAGAUGCCUUUCGACAGGUAGUGAAGGAGGCUUGCGCCCGUCACAAUGAUGAGGCUCCAGCUCUCUCACAAAAAGAAGAUAUUACAGAGAAAUCACAGAGCACUGAAGUCAGCAUUAAGGGUCUAGAAGUUUCUGCGAAGGACACAAGUAUCCUUGAAAAGAAUCUGGAGACCAGUGACUCAGGAGUAGGCUUCACCACUGCUGGCCUUCCACUGGACAGUGAUACUGAGGGGCCAACAGCACCCAUUGCAGAAAGUGAUUUGUUGAGCUCCUCUGUUGCUUCUGAUGCCAAACCUACCGCCACACAAGAGUCUAAACUCACUGCGUCUUCACCUCCCAAACCAGCAACUACCCCUGAGGUGAAGCUAGCAUCUGAGACACCAGUUUCUGCAGCUCUCAAACCAGCACCAUCUCCUGAACCCAAACUCUCUCUAGCACCAACACAAGAAACAAAAAUGACCAUCUCACCCACUCCUGAGUCGAAACCGAGCUUGAGUCCGUCUCCAGACCCUAAGCCUGCAGUGACACCUGAGGUGAAACCAGCAGUUAGCCCUACUCCUAAAACCACACCAGCCCAAGAGGUCAAACCACCUUCCACUUCUGAAGUCAAACCACCCCCAAGCCCUGAAGCUCCAAAAGCAGUAACACCAAUGUCUGACUCAAAACUAGCCACCACUCCGACUAAACCGGCAGUCUCUCCAGCUUCUGAUCUCACACCAACCAAACCUGAUGCCACACCAUCUGCUGUGAGUCCAUCAGCAACAGCUACUAUUGUGACUCCUGAUACUAAGCCUGCCCUCUCCCCAACUCCAGAGCCCAAACCAGCUCUCUCACCAACUCCUGAUGCAAAACCAACCACCAAUGGUACUCUUGAGUCCACCCCAGAUAUAGGAUCUUCUGAGUUGAGUGUAAUCCCUGCAAAAACUCCAGAGACUGAGAAAAGCUCCAUAAAAGUUCCUGAGAUCAUCUCGACUGGGGGUCCAGCUCCAGAGGCCAAGCAAGAUUCGGCCUCCCACAGCGAUGGCGCUCCUGCCUCAGGAGUGGAGGAAACUUCCACCACCUGAGGUCCAAACCACUGCCUGAUUACUGCUCUCUCCACAUGUCUUUUAACACCGCUGACAAUCGAGAUCUAACAACAAGCAAAAACUCAACAACUUAUUACGAAGGAGGGCAACUUUAGUCUACUAAAUCUCACUCUUAAUGCAUAAUUAACACACACUGUAGAUUUAUCUGAUUAAUUCCUAUUUAAUCACUUUGUAACACAACUCCAUAAACACAGAGACAUACCACUACAGGUAUUCCACUGACUGGUUAACUAACGCAGGCUGAGAAAGGCUGCCUCUUACAUGCAAACAAGAUGUACAGAUGCAACAUCCUUAUAUCUAAAUACGAUUCCACUGCAUGCAAAAGAAUCAAGAGAAUGAAAUAACUUCAGUUAAUCUUCGGUGUAUUUGGAGAUCGUGGUAGUGAACUGGGUGACAGUGACCAUACACCCAACAGAACACUCUUCUUCUUGUUCAUAUCCCAGAGACAUUGGCACCAUACGUUUCUUUUCAAGCAUUAAAAAACAACAUCCACAGC